AAAUUAAAAUUGACGCCCAAAAAGCUGCAUAAUUCUCCCGGCGUUCUACUCCGAUUCUUCUCUUACUUCUAUAGUUCUAUUCCAUUUCUAACCCUAGACGCAUACACCAGAUUUAGAAGGUGAAAUUCUCAGUUUUGUUGUCAUGGUUUACAUUGAAUCGUGGGAUGAUUUCGUGGAAAAGUCCGUCCAAUUGUUCCGAUCCGAUCCCGAAAAGACUCGUUAUGCCAUGAAAUACAGGCAUUGUGAUGGCAAAUUGGUUCUCAAGGUCACCGAUGAUAGAGAGUGUAUCAAAUUUAAGACAGACCAAGCACAGGAUGCAAGGAAGAUGGAGAAGUUCAAUAACAUCUUCUUUACUUUGAUGGCUCGGGGACCUGAUGCCGACAUAUCCGAAGGUGGUGGAAAAGAACAAGCUGAAGCACAGCCAGCCAGGAGAGGAAGAGGAAGGAAGCAGCAAUAGUCUUACGUUUCGUCGUCGUCUGGCCAAACAUUUUGUGAAACAUGGUUUGAUUUUCUUAUAAUUUAGAUGCAAAGAAUUUUGGUUCAUUCCUUGUAUUGAGGUUGAAAUGGCUCUGUUUCCUUCGUUUCACUGGCAAACUCUACCCCAUGCUUCACUCAUCUUAAAAAUAGUUCAAAACCCAUUUUCGCU
Molecule: messenger RNA, 646 nt
Organism: Salvia hispanica
Lineage: Eukaryota; Viridiplantae; Streptophyta; Magnoliopsida; Lamiales; Lamiaceae
Product: signal recognition particle 9 kDa protein-like
Biological process (GO): negative regulation of translational elongation; SRP-dependent cotranslational protein targeting to membrane
Cellular component (GO): signal recognition particle, endoplasmic reticulum targeting
Molecular function (GO): 7S RNA binding
Source: RefSeq, a predicted model, not a curated record